This is a messenger RNA of Daphnia carinata, 4892 nucleotides long. RefSeq names its product ankyrin repeat and fibronectin type-III domain-containing protein 1-like (gene wake). NCBI's taxonomy places the organism in Eukaryota, Metazoa, Arthropoda, Branchiopoda, Diplostraca, Daphniidae. Gene Ontology annotation, molecular function: protein binding. Gene Ontology annotation, biological process: regulation of establishment of bipolar cell polarity; establishment of mitotic spindle orientation; signal transduction. Gene Ontology annotation, cellular component: spindle. The transcript has 20 exons. Bases 16 to 4479 code for a protein of 1487 amino acids. The record is from RefSeq and is a predicted model, not a curated record.
GCGUAAAAAGUAGCCAUGAGUACGGCGAGUGGUGGAGGUGCUGAAAAAAAGCAUCAAUUGUCCAUCGACCGGGCCGUCUUUCUCAUCUUGCGCGUCCGCCGAGUUUUCCGACGCAAGUUAACGGGCAAAAGACUUCGUCCAAGCGGCCAACAAUCGACUCAUGGCAGCAAUGUCAACGACAAGGGUGGUGUUGGUGGAGGACUCCAUUCGAUGGCACCGUCGCAACGUCCAGUACCUUUUCUGCGAUCCAGGACACUGCCGAGCAUCAUCGUUCCAGCGACGGCAGUUGUGGCUAUGGCCACGGCUUCGGCAGCUGUUGGAGCCAUGGCUGCAGCAGCAGGGGAAAACGGACUGACAGUCCCGCCGUCCGGCAAUCGUUCGCAAUCUUCAUCCGAUUCAUCGCCUAACGAAUGGCAAGACAUCCGUGAUUUGUUGAGCUUAUCUUCCAUCACUGGAUCGAAACCACUGGGAUCUGGAUCUUCUGAUCCCGGAUCGCCUAGCUCCUCUGUGGGCGGAGUUCGGAACAAAAGAUCCUCCGCUGACAACAGUUCACCAGGCAACAGCCACCGACUUCCGAAAUUGUUUCUAAACAGCAGUCAAGGAACAGUGGCUGAUGGUGCGAAGAGCAAUCAACAACUUCAACCGCCUGCCAACGUGAUGAAGACGAGUCCAGUUCAAAUUCAAUUGCAGCUGCUGGCCAGCAACAACAACGACAUCCAUCAGCCAACGACGAGACCUCGCCGGCACAGUUUAGAAAGUAAUGAUUCGUUACGUGGCAAAGCAUCCCUCGCGGAUAAUCAGCAAGCACCGGAUGUCCUUCCUACGACGUCAGGUGCAACAACGGCCGGAACUCGAGUCAAUUUAGCUGUUCCGGAAUUACAAGGCAAAGCUUUUCCGACUUCACCGUCUGUUAGCGGAAAACGUAAAACAUCACACGAUAGGAAGAAAGAUUCAUCACUGGAGCUGCUGGUCCAUGGACUUCACCUGACAAAAACGGAUCUGAAGAAAAUGGAGAAACUGACGAAAAUCAAUAUUCAUCUGCACGCACUGUUUGCCGCCGUCGAGUUUGGCCAGGUGGAAAAGGCCAGGGCGAUCCUCGAGGACAACGAGGUCGACAUUAACAGUUACAACAGUGACGGUCUGUCCUUGAUGGAUGUGGCCGUUUUGACGAACAAUGCAGAAAUGGUCAAGUUACUCAUCCAACAAGGAGCCAGAGAAGGAACGGAAUAUGGCAGUAAAGAAUCGCUGAGUCUGCAUCUCGUUCAACUACUCAACGACGCCGAGAAACAACUGGAAGAGAAAAGUCAGCCGUCGUCUAGUCCGGUCAGAGUCGAGCUGGACAAACACGUCGCCCUAUGGAAGCGCCGAGUGCGCAUCCUCCGCAAAAUGAAAACCGGACUGGAACAACUCAAGGUGCCCAACAGUCCGAACCAGGCCCGCGUUGAAGUUGUUGGGGAACAUUCCGUCCACAUUUGGUGGCUUCAACCUGAAGCAGAUUCUGGUGGCAUUUGCACUAAAUUUAAAGUCCAAUGGUCAACUCAUCCGGAUUUUGCAUACCCCGGUGGCGAGCUGGAGGUGCGCGACACACAGAUCUGGAAGCGAAGCGGAGGAGGCGAUGAAUUUAACGAGGUGAACGUGACCGUCUCUACUUGUCCAUCCAAUUCGCGGUGCUACUUUCGAGUGGCCGCCGGCAACCUGUCGGGAUACGGGUCGUUCAAAACCACUCUCCCCUCAUCUGUCUUGUUAUCAGUCUGGCGGAUAAUAGACGGCCGAAAACCGCGUUUCGCCGGCCGUUUACCUAUAUUGGACGACCUAUUUAGUAGAGUGCGGACAUGGCGGCCUGAUUACGCUUCGGAAAUCCGACAGCUGGAAGACGGCCUGGGCGAGGCUCAGAAACAGCGCAAGAAUCCAGCAAAAAUUAACCUAAGGCAGUUCUUCGGCGCCAAUGUCAAAUUUCAAAAGAAUCUGCGCAGGGGAGUUUACUUUGCUUGCAUCGUCUUCCAUGAAGACAAGGUCUUGGUGACCACCGAAGAAUUUCCACCUGUCGUUGAAGUCGACGAUACUUAUCCCGCUUCAGUUAAUAAUGAUUUCCACUGGCUUAUGAAGAUUGGUUGCACUUGGAGUGACGUGAAAACUCUCCGUCAUGAUAUGGAGCGCAGUUCGAGUUCGGCAAACGCCCAUUUCCGCAUUAAAAUAUUGCAAGCAGCCGCCCAGUUACAAAGCGCCCUGGGCCUGCAAGAUCUAGGUCAGCUUCACUACCAACCGCUGAAAGAUAGCCAAGGGACCCUGGUGAUAUCGAGUACCUGCCAUUUGUCCAAUAUCAAGGCCAUUCCGUCUUCGUUGAACUUCAAGUGGCUGCCGCUCUCUAAAGUGCAACGGCGAAUCGUCACGCACGAAGAGAGUACGGCCGGCGAUCUCCUCCUCGCUUCUCUCCAGGAACAAAUAGAUUUCCUGCAAGUCAGCAACAAGCCCCUGCCGCGCGGACUCUACCUGGGCUACUUGAAAAUGAAGAGCUCGGUCGAUUUGAUUCGCGUUCUCGUGCCCAAGGACGCGCCCAACCUGUUGCCGCACGCCAAAAUACGAGACAAUCCGUGGGUUUCCAGUGAAGAAUGGCAGUGGAUCAAGAAGUUGGCUAAAAACCAGCCUCAAAACAAAAACACAGAGAUGAAUAAUGGAGAUGCCGACGGUGGAGAUGACAGGACGGAUUACGCAGUAAUGGAUGGUCUGACGGGAAAACUUAACCUACAACCCAGCACAGCCCAGCUGCUCUUUCAGAGUCAAUUGCAGAGGGCCGCGUGCAAAUUAUUGGGAAGCAUGGGUAUCGAAGGCUCUGUGAUGCAGCACCGUAUUUACGAAGAUGAAGUCAUUGAACUGAGUCCAGACGUCUCAGUGAUUCUGUUGCUUCCGCCACCGGACAGCGUUUGCGCCGUUGCUGGUCAAAGUGAGGCACUCUUUCAUCGUCCGGAGUUCCUGUCAGUACCCCUUCAGGUCUUUGAAAUGAUACACUUGCGCACCUACCAGCGUGAUCUCAUCGGCCGCUAUUCGCGGCUCAGUUCUAUUUUGGAAUUGGAUUCCAAUUUGGCUCAGCUGGCCAUGCGCGAGGCAUUUUCAAGCGUGGAGUUAGCGGAAGCUAAGCAGCGCUUCCAACGGCUUCAGGAUGUUCAAGUACAGGUGGAUUCAACAUGGAGAGGAUCACGUUGGGUCAUGGACGUCCUAUCGCUGGCAAGAGAUCGAACCAUGACUGGAGUAGGAGUUGCUAUUGCAGCUCUGUCUCAACAAAUUCCUCCUACUACUCCUGUGUUAUCUACUCCGACUGAGUCGGCUGAAGAGCCCGCUAGGCGUCCGACGCUCACCUUGAAAACGAGCAAUUCUUCUACAAGAACUCAUCAUUCGAUAGCGGCGAAUAAUGACAGUCGGAUUGUGAGCGGCAUACCUGGCGGUAAACAUCGAGUCCUUGUCAAAACGAAGAGCGAUAACAAACUGCUCGGCAAUCGCAAUUCUAUGGGUGAUUCUCCAGCCUUCAUUCGCAUCAACACAGUCCGAUCUCGGACCCCUGUCUGCCCUGAAUGUUCCGUCCCACUGGAUUUGCCCGGCUAUGUUUCCAAUUGCGGUUCAUGCUCGUGUUCGAGAGCUCGCUAUACUCAGCCAGAAACUGGUGAACUUUUUAAGCAACAGCAUAGCCGUAGCAACGAAACUCUUCCGACUCCACCCAUUCUCAUCGCCCAAAAUGGAGCUCGUAAAUGCAUAUCACGAAGUGAAAAUCAGUUGAAUAAUCUGGAAUUUCAGCCGUUCUUGGACGCUGAAGGCACAGACGAUAAUACACCUGUGUACGCAGCAGCCGGCCAGGAAGACCAAGAACAACAGCAAGAACCGAAGUAUGAAGAAUCAUCUGAGGAGCCUCCAGCGCCACCGCCCACUAAACUGCAACGAGGCGGAUCGGGCGGAAAGAAGGGCCGCUCAACGGGCAGCAUGAGGUCCAACAGCCAGGAAAGCGAGUGCAGCCAUCCGUCGAGAUCGAGCCAUACUCCAUCGCUGACUUCACUUUCGUCGGUUGACGGUGAUCCCGAUUCCGGAAGUAUACGCUCGGGUGAUGUCGAAAGCGGAGAAGCCUCUGCUAGUGGAAUUAUCCAAGUUUAUGCUGCCUAUGAAUCCGGUUUAGCCAAUGGCACAAGUGUGAAACUACAUGUUACUACUAGAACCAUCGCUCGCGAGGUAGUGGAUUUAGUGGUGCGCCAACUAAACAUGGCUGUUGGUUUGAAAGGCAAAGAUGGCCCUGUGUACGCUGCCGAAGAAUUUAAAAAUUUCUGUUUGGUGGCCGUCAUUGGAGCGAGAGAAAGAUGUCUGCGAGACGAUUUCCGGCCGCUUCAUCUACAAAAUCCGUGGAAGAAAGGGCGACUUUACGUCAGACAGAAAAAGGACGUCCUCGCGGCCAUUGAACAGAGUGGGCGUCAACAAAAGCCUCAACCGGCUGCCCUCUGAUUAGUAAAAUUGCAUCUCAAAACUACGAAUCUCAAAUGGGUCGUUCUGUUCAGAUGAUCGUUGACUGGAUGCUGACAUUGACAGAUGACAGAGUAAGAUUAUUUAACCGCCAUCAUAUGGAUUUUAGUAAUCGAAUUCAUCUAGCCCCAUGUGUUCUAUCCAAAUGGAUCUUUCAAGGGUGUAGACAAGGGGAUAGUUAUCUUUCACGGUCUUUUGUGAUUAUCUUUAACACAGUUUCCGUCUCACGCUAUUGAAAUCGGUAUUUAUUGUAGUAGAUGUAACCACCGAUUUCUGCGUACACACUGAUUAGACAUGUAAUUACUGUUUUCUUAAUCAUGACGUCAUCUGUUGAUAUUUGCUUGUUAAAUGUUUUGUACAAAGGAAAAAUUCACGCCAGUAGAUCCAUGGACAAA